Messenger RNA from Aspergillus melleus, 486 nucleotides. RefSeq lists its product as uncharacterized. The transcript has 3 exons. The record is from RefSeq and is a predicted model, not a curated record. NCBI's taxonomy places the organism in Eukaryota, Fungi, Ascomycota, Eurotiomycetes, Eurotiales, Aspergillaceae. The coding region runs from base 1 to 486 and encodes 161 amino acids.
AUGAUAAAGGCUGAGUUCAAGGCUAACUUCAAUCAACACAAAUGGAAUCAAAACCUGUCGCACAUUACGACUGGUUUCAUCUCCAAUCUGCCAUCGCAGAAUCGUGUUCGAGUUGACGAGGCCUUUGAGGGUAGCGUGGCCUCAUCUCUUUUCGACUACACCAAUACCACGAAGGAUGGUCUGGUUAAUAACAUCCUAAUCACCUUCAAUGACAACUCGACUGAGCCAACUAUCUGGAGCGGUUACGUCAACUCCAACUUCCCUUUGUUCCCGAAAGACAUACUGGUCAACUAUGGCGCUGUCUUCGGCGGUCUUGUCCGGCGACGAUUCAAUGAAGGCCUUGUGGCAGCUUGGAACAUCAUGUACCAGGGAGCUAUUCCUGUGACGGUCUAUGUGGACAACUGCAAUGUCAUGGUCGGUUACGAUUAUUUUUCGCCUGGAUUGCGUACCAAGGUAAUCACCGAGUACUUCAAUGUUCAAGCCUAG